AGCAAGAGGAUGCCGCAUAUGUUUUACCUGUAGCAUACGUUUAUGAGCGCGUAAUAUCUGAGGCGGAUAUGUUUAUUAGAAUAAGCAUAACGUAAGUUUAGUAUUUGAUCCCUUUAAACUGCCUAUAAAAAAUCAGGGGAAAUUAUUUUGUUCCACAUUAAUACCCCAACACUCUUUUUUUUCUCUCUCUCUUCACUUUUUCUUUUUUUUCUUUUUAUAAUCGUUUAAAUGUCAAAAGUAGUUGCCAAUAGUCAGUUAUUAUCUCCAUUCGAGUCAGCCCAGCAAACUGAUAUUGCUCCUAGAAGAAAGAGAUCUUUUUCUUCAAUCCCAGCUGAGCAAGUGAAAGAGAUGCCUAACAAAAGAACAAAGAGUAUAUAUGCAUGCAUAAACAAACUUCUUCCCUCCUUUUUUGUAACAUUUUUUGCUUUUCCUUGUUAGCAAAAAGAGCUUUGAAAGAAUCUACAGAAACUUCUCUCUCUGUAUGGAUUGGCGCAACUGUUUUGGAAGAAAAGGAACCAGUAGCUGCAGCUUUUAGUGUAUUUUAUGGUCCUGCAGAUGACCGAAACUAUACUAAAAAACUUCAAUCUGAAAAAAAGCAAACUUUGAUUGAUGUAUUGCUUAUGGGCGUUCUUGACGUCUUAAAGUUGCAUGAAAACACUUCUGACGCUUUAUUAGUUCAUGUUGGUAGUGGCAACCAGGAAGGAUAUAUUACCAAUUGUGGAUUAUAUGAUCAAGUUAAGCAGUUGAUUGAAAAGAGAAAGGCCAAAACUUUAAUUGUUUAUGCAACUGACCAGCAAGUGAACUCAGAAUGGGAGCAUUUACAAGCCAGUCAGAGCGCAAAGGAAGCUAUUGCUGAGCAGACUGACAAGAAGGAAACAGAGUCAUCUGACGUUGUGAUGGCUGACGUUGAAAUUGGGGCAGAUGAAAAGAAAGAAGAGGAAACAAACAUUGCCGAUGGUGUCGUACCUGACGUCAAGGAAGAAGUGGAUGUUACAUGUGACAAACAAAGAGAAGCAGGUGUUGAUAUGAACGCAAUUAGUUCAGUUGAUGCUGUUGAAGAGAUAUCGGAAGAAUCUUCCACGCUGGAUUUACCAGAACAAGUAAAAGAACAGUCGCCAUCUGCUGACCAAAUCGAGUCCUCCGGCUGGGGCUUCAAGUUCAGUUUCCGUAACUUGGUAGAUGUUUUGAAAGCACCAUUUAAUCGUAAAUAGGCCAUAAUUAAUUCUUACACUUUAUUUAUUCCCCUUUCCUUAUUCUUUUCCAUAAUAUACAAAUACGCAUUUUUUAAUAAUUUAAUAAACACUUGUCUUAAGGCAUUGAAUUGUAGUUAUUGUUCAUCUUUGUGACUAUCAAAAAUGAUGGUGUGUCCAAAGUGUAGGUUGAAGUCUGAUUGGCAAGC
Rhizopus microsporus ATCC 52813 is the source of this 1399-nucleotide messenger RNA. RefSeq lists its product as uncharacterized. The coding region runs from base 381 to 1211 and encodes 276 amino acids. The record is from RefSeq and is a predicted model, not a curated record. The transcript has 5 exons. NCBI's taxonomy places the organism in Eukaryota, Fungi, Mucoromycota, Mucoromycetes, Mucorales, Rhizopodaceae.